AUGUGCCAAGGCUGUCCAAGACCGCCGACAUGCUUGGUCUCAAUGGAGGCGAACCCCAACACCACAGACUUGGACUUAGUCAUCACCACAGCUGUCAUCACUCCUGGCAUCACAGACCUUAUCCAGCCCUUCACCCCACAAGAACUGGCAGCAGCCACCUCCACUCUCAAGACUGGCAAGACUCCAGUCCCACACCUGCUCCCAUCAGAGUUCCUCACCCACCUCACUCCUCCCUUACAAGUUAGCCUCCUUCACAUCUUCAACACCAGUUGGCUGUCAGGACACUUCCUUACAAGUUGGAAGUCCUCCAUUCUCCUCCCUAUCCCCAAACCAGGGAAGGACCCAACACGACCAUCCUCCUACAGACCCAUCGCCCUCCUCUCCAACAUAGGCAAGCUAUUGGAGCGCCUGGGUACCCUGGACGUGCUGGGUCAGAUGGAGUAUCACAUUUGUGACACUUACCGCAAGCGGCAGGUCAUGACAUCCCUCUUCGUCGACCUCGAGGGAGCAUUUGACUCAGCACCACACACGGGAAUCCUCUACAAGCUGGCCAACAUGGGCAUUACAGGCACCACUCUUUCCUGGGUGAAGGACUUCCUUUCUGGUUGCUCUUUCCGGGUUGCAGUGGGUGCCUCCAAGUCUGCCCUGCACUACAAACAGAGAGGUGUCCCCAAGGGGUCUGUACUCAGCCCACUCCUCUUCACCAUCAUUCUGGCAGACCUCCACCUCCCUCCCCAUACUCACCUACUUAUUUAUGCAGAUGACAUCACCAUCGUCAGCAGGACAGCAACACUAGACCAGUCCUCCACCCAUCUCCAGGAAGCUGCCACAUCACUGGGAAGUUGGCUGACCACCUGGGGACUCACAGUCAGCACCCAGAAGAGCACACUCAUGUGCUUCACGCUCAAAAAACUCCACACCCACCCUACAGUCACCAUCCGGGGGGAGGCUGUCCCCCUACUCCACCACCCACACCUUCCUCGGGCUACGUCUGGAGGGUUUACGCCUGUCAUGGCAUGCCCAUGUCGAUUACCUCCAGUUUACCUGCUCCAAACAUCUGCACCAUCCACCCUUGCAAAGCUUGACCCCAUUCAGAAUGCUGCUCUGAGGAUCUCUUUGGGUGCCAUGAGCUCCUCACCAAUAGUCUCCAUCCAUGCAGAGAGUGCCAUCCACCCCCUAAGUGCCUACAGGAGACAAGCUCUUUGCCACCAAUACCACCGCAUCAUGAGCUUACCUCCCUCACAUCCUCUCAUCACUCUAUACACCACCUCUGGAGUGGACCAGCACUCACCUGUAUGGUUUCCUGGUGCCAGGCAACCACUGCUUGUGAGAGCUCUCCUAGCUCAUGCCAUCCUAGGCUUGCCUCCACCACCUCCACAACCCAUCAGCACACACUCAUCACUACCACCCUGGCUGGACAUCUCAGACAAGAUCAACCUGCACUUUCCUGGCCUCCCUCCCACUCAUGGUUCUGCUGGUGUCCUAGCUCCCACCCUCUUUCUACAGCUGGACAGAACCUUAUUCCACCACCACCUCAGAAUAUAUACUGAUGGCUCCCACUCCCCUUCACCCUCCCCAACAGCUGCAGCCAUCUAUUUACCUGCAUCCUCUACCUGCACGACGUGGAGGCUCCCACCAGACACCGAUGUCCUGACAGCGGAACUCUAUGCCCUUCAGCAAGCCCUCAACCACCUCACCACACUCUCCUCUACAGGCUCAGCAGUUAUUUACACUGACUCCCUCUCCUCCCUGAACAUCCUUCAAUCCCGCCAUCCAACCUCAUCCACCUUCCUCGUUCACUCCAUCAAGCGAACGUUGCUACAGCUUCCCACUAUGGGUUGUGGGGUAACCCUACAGUGGGUUCCAUCCCACUCAGGCAUCCAAGGAAACGAGGUCGCCGAUGCUGCGGCCAAGAUGGGCUUGUCGGAGGUAAACAUCACUCUGCUCCCUCUCCCUCUCUCCACCGCCAAGCACAUUAUCUCCAGAAAAUGUCACUCCACCUGGGACACCUCCCUCAACACUGCUCUCCUCACCACUUCUCUGGGCCAGUACAGAUGUAAUUCCUCCCCACAACCCUGGAUGCGACAGCAGUCCCGUGUACUAGACGUCACCCUCACCCAUCUCCGCCUGGGCCACACCAGACUCACUGCUCACCUGCAUCGCCUGCAUCUGUCCCCUGACCCAUACUGCCCCUGGUGCAGGACUGUACCUGAAACCAUCGAACACUUCCUUCUCCACUGCCCACGCUUUCACUCUCACCGUGUUGUGCUACAUUCCCGACUCCUUGCCCUGGACGUGGCAACAUUCGACCUGCCCACCCUACUGGCGGCAACAGGCGUUCACCCAUCACGGCAAACCACUGUCAUCCGCCUCACCUGUGCCUUCCUCAGGAAGACUGAUCAGCUGUCACACCUGUGA
Portunus trituberculatus (swimming crab) is the source of this 2418-nucleotide messenger RNA. RefSeq lists its product as uncharacterized. Bases 1 to 2418 code for a protein of 805 amino acids. Gene Ontology annotation, molecular function: RNA-DNA hybrid ribonuclease activity; nucleic acid binding. The record is from RefSeq and is a predicted model, not a curated record. The transcript has 4 exons. NCBI's taxonomy places the organism in Eukaryota, Metazoa, Arthropoda, Malacostraca, Decapoda, Portunidae.